AUGCCCGACACUACUGCCGCGAGCUACAAGAAGCUCAAGGAGGACUUUGUCUCGAACCUCUCCGGCGGCUCCGCCUCCGAGAUCAACUAUGUGACCGCAGUCGCUCCCAUCGCCGUCCUGCUAUGGUCUGUCCUCCAGUCCCGCCAAUCCUUCUUCAAGCCAUACACGGUGCUGGGAGCCGCCGUUGACUACCUCCUCAACGUCACCGCCAUCCUCCUCUCGACGACUCUCUACGCUUCCUCCCCCCUGCUCUUGAGCGCACUGCUCCUCGCCCCCGCCGCCCUGAUUUACGCCUUUCCUCCCAACCUCGGUGCCCCUCGCAGGAAACCCGUCAUACCUCCCAGCAAUCUGAAGUCCAAGGCCGGGGCCGCCACCGUGCCGCUCCCCGUAUUGCCCGUCAAGCCGUUCCUGACGCACUAUCGCGGCACCAUGUUGGUCGUCACCUGCGUUGCCAUCCUCGCCGUCGACUUCCGCCUCUUCCCUCGCCGCUUCGCCAAAGUCGAGACAUGGGGGACUUCACUGAUGGACAUAGGCGUUGGCUCCUUCGUAUACAGUGCCGGUGUCGUCGCUGCCCGGCCUGUCUUGAAGGAGCGCGCCGAGGGCAAAUCGACACCCUUGACGACGCGCCUACUGCGGUCCAUGCGUCAUUCCUUACCGCUACUUGUCCUGGGUGUCGUCCGCCUGCUCAGCGUCAAGGGCUUAGACUACGCCGAACAUGUGUCCGAGUACGGUGUACACUGGAACUUCUUCUUCACACUGGGCUUGCUACCGCCUUUUGUAGCCAUCUUCCAGUCCGCUCUCAAGAUCGUCCCUAGCUACGCCGCUCUCGCCAUCAUUCUCAGCGUGCUGUAUCAAGUCGCCCUUGAGAGCACGGACCUAAAGGCCUACAUUCUGACCGCUCCAAGAAUAGACCUGCUUUCCAAGAACCGAGAGGGCAUCUUCAGCUUCUUCGGCUACUUAGCCAUCUUCCUCGCUGGCCAGGACACCGGCAUGUACGUCUUGCCCCGCAGUAUCAACACCAAGAGUGACAGUACUCCUUCCUCCCAGCGCAAGACGCUCCUUCUGACGAUGGCGAUAUGGUCUGCCGUCUGGGCGGGGCUUUUCUUCCUUACCACGAGCUACAGCUACGGCGACGGUCUCAGUGUUUCGCGUCGCCUAGCCAAUCUGCCCUACGUUUUAUGGACCGCUGCCUUUAACUCGACGCAACUCCUGGCUUACGCCAUGGUUGAUACCAUCUUCUUCCCGUCGUCCUACAGCGCAACCGACGCGAAGUCGGAGAAGGAUGCCUACGAGACUGCCACAAGUAGGGUUCUCCGCGCCUACAACCGCAACGGCCUGUUUCUGUUCCUGUUGGCCAACGUUCUGACUGGCCUGGUCAAUAUGACGGUACCCACGCUACACGUUGGGCCGCUGGCGACGAUGAGCAUCUUGAUCGCGUACAGUGGAACCGUCACGGGCAUCGCCCUGGGCCUGGACGCGUACAACAUCUCCAUCAAGUUGUAG
Colletotrichum higginsianum IMI 349063 is the source of this 1503-nucleotide messenger RNA. RefSeq names its product GPI-anchored wall transfer protein. Gene Ontology annotation, biological process: protein localization to plasma membrane; GPI anchor biosynthetic process. Gene Ontology annotation, molecular function: glucosaminyl-phosphatidylinositol O-acyltransferase activity. Gene Ontology annotation, cellular component: endoplasmic reticulum; membrane. Bases 1 to 1503 code for a protein of 500 amino acids. The transcript has 2 exons. The record is from RefSeq and is a predicted model, not a curated record. NCBI's taxonomy places the organism in Eukaryota, Fungi, Ascomycota, Sordariomycetes, Glomerellales, Glomerellaceae.